CGUGGGCCCGGCGCCGCCUCCCGCGUCCCACCCCCUCUGGCCACCCCCCGCGGGGAACUGGGAUAAGUGGCAGCGCGGACGCCGCGCCCUGUUGCCGCGGAGCCAGCGGCGCGCAGCUCUCCGGCCCGGGCCCGCUGCAGACGAGGACCGCGCUCGCGGAUGCGACAGUGGCGCUCGUGGCCCCGGACCCGAAGAUCCUUUCAGAAUGCCAGAGGAAGGUUCCCCCCGGCGGACCCCACAGAGUGUCCCAUACCAGGACAUCCCUCACCUGGUCAAUGCUGACGGACAGUACCUUUUCUGCAGGUAUUGGAAACCCUCAGCUACACCCAGGGCCCUGGUCUUUGUGUCCCACGGAGCCGGGGAGCACUGUGGCCGCUACGAGGAGCUGGCUCGGAUGCUGGUAGGGCUGGGGCUGCUGGUGUUCGCCCAUGACCAUGUUGGCCACGGGCAGAGCGAGGGAGAGAGGAUGGUGGUAUCUGACUUCCAGGUGUUCGUCAGGGACGUGUUGCACCACGUUGAUGUCAUGCAGAAGGACCACCCACAGCUCCCAGUCUUCCUUCUGGGCCACUCCAUGGGAGGUGCCAUUGCCAUCCUCACGGCUGCAGAGAGGCCAGGCCACUUCUCCGGCAUGGUUCUGAUCUCUCCACUGGUUCUUGCCAGUCCUGAGUCUGCAACAACUUUCAAGAUCCUUGCUGCGAAAGUGCUCAACCUUGUCCUGCCAAACAUGUCCCUGGGCCGGAUUGACGCCAGCGUGCUCUCCAGGAAUAAGACAGAGGUGGACCUCUACAAUGCAGAUCCACUUAUCUGCCGGGCAGGGCUGAAAGUGUGCUUCGGCAUCCAGCUGCUCAACGCCGUUUCACGGGUGGAGCGGGCCCUGCCCAAGCUGACCUUGCCCUUCCUGCUGCUCCAGGGCUCUGCUGACCGCCUGUGCGACAGCAGAGGGGCCUACCUGCUCAUGGAGUCCGCCAAGAGCCAGGACAAGACACUGAAGAUUUAUGAGGGUGCCUACCACAUUCUCCACAAAGAGCUUCCUGAGGUGACCGAUUCCGUCUUCCGUGAGAUAAAUACAUGGGUCUCCCAAAGGACAGCGGCUAUGGGGACAGGGUCCCCACCCUGAGCGCCAUGGCCAGUGGCAGGCCACAGUCAGGGAAGCGGGCAAAGGAGGGGCAGGAGCUGGCUUCUCAGAUGUGGCUCGCCAAAAAAACAAAAAUCACGAAUUAGAGGAAUCCCCAGCACAGUUUACUAAAAAACAAAAACAAGACAAUCCUGUCACAUAUCAGGCUGUCCGCCUGAAUCUGCCUUACGGGGUGGACAUGUGAUGCAGAAAUAGAAGGUCUCAGACCUCUGAGAGAGCAGAGCCCGCCCCGCCUCCUUCCCGCAGGUCGUCACCAGGCAGCAAUAAGGGAGGGCCGUGCCCUCCCCACCCACCCCAGGGCCUGGGCGGGCCGUUCUCAGGCCGUGGGACAUGGGGUGGCAUCCACUCCCUGGGCAGAUGCCGUGCCCGCUUAGACCCAGAAAAUACCCGCACCUUCUUAGAAUGCUCCCCACCCCCGCCCAAGUCAUGUCUGCUCCUUGUCUUGGGAGCCGGGGUGGGCUGGGGGCAGUGGGGCUAGGAGCCCAAGGAGAAGUUGCGGGCCUCUCUACGUGGGGCCUCAGGGCGGCCUUUCCCCGCUGCCUGGUGUUAGCUGACAGUGAUGUUGCUAGUGGAGUGGCUGAUAUGUAACGUGUGCUCUGAAGCAGGGGUUUGAAGGCGUGGACGCCUGACACCCCCUGUAGCCCUGAGAGCUCAGUGGGGCUGGCCUGUCCUGGGUCCUCCUGCCUGGCCUUGGCACAGCUGGCGGCACAGCUACCUCUGGUGGCCAGAGAGAGUCCCAACGUGGCAGCCUUGCCCACAGCUGCAGGCCUGAGUCCCCAGCAGCCCUUCUGCCUUUCUUGGUGCCGAGCCUGCCCCCAGCCCCUGGCCCUCACUCAUGCCAGCAAUAAACAAGUCCCUGCCCACCCAGGGUACUUUCACUUUUAGAUGAGGCCCCAUUGCAGGUGUGAUCGUGGGGGGUGCAGAGCUGCUGGGGGCCUUGAACCCAUGGAAGGUGCAGUCCUGAGGCCCCAAGGCCCCAGUGAGGCCUCUGCCCUGCCGGGCCCUCUGACACGGAACCUGAAGGCCUGGGCUCCCCGCAUGGCAGCAGGAGUUGCUGCCCUGCCCACACCCUGUGCCUCCGGGCUGGCUCUGGGUCCACCCUCAGGGACCCUCAGGGAAGGGUGUGCUUGAGGGGGUCUCUGUGCUCUUCUGCCCCUGACCUUUGGGAGGGAAAGGCCCCCAGGCACCCACCCUGGGAACAGGGCCCAGGUCCCCAUAGAGAGUGCUUUGUCGCCCCUUCUUAUUUCUCUGGCGUCUCUUUGGAGGAGGAAAAGUGUAGACAAUGCACUGAGUGAGGUGAGCCUGCCUGGUCAGCAGGGCAGCCUUGAGGAGGUUUCUGCUCCUGGGCCAAGCAACAGCAGGAACUCCAUCACAAACCCCAAACUGCCAGAUGCCCCGCAGCCAGGCCUGGAAUUGUCGCCGAGCUGUGCCAACACAGGUCACGGGAGUCCCCACACCUCCCGCCCUGCCUCUCCCAAAAGCAUGCAUGGCAAGGCCAUUUCCCAAAUUAAAUACUAGGCACGUGGUUUGACCAGGAAUCUUUCAAUGCAUGAAUUUAUUUAUAUGGAAGCCCUUACAGAGACUUAGUUGCAUUUACAGAUCUGGUUAAAGAAUUGCCUAUAUUGAAAAGGGACGUUAUUUGAACAGGACUGUUUCCUAGCCUGGGGUCGGGCAGGGGGCACAGUCUGGUGGCUGCCAUGCGUCUGGAAGCCACACCUUCCCAUCCUUGCUGCCCAGCGAAUCUAGAAUCGAGGUCAUCCUCAAUGAUGGCGGCUCCAUGCUGGUCAGCUGCUACCUGCCAGCAUGUGGUUGUCUGUGUGAGCGUCAGGGCCCUGCCUGUACCGUGGUGCAGGGGAGCUGGGUUUGGGAAGGAAGCCGGUCACACACAGCCUGGCCUCGAGAUGAAGAGAGGACAGAGGCCAGGGAGGGGCCCUGGACAUGCAGUUAUGGUGGUUGCAAACUGCCAAAUUGCACCUGGGUGGACAGAUGUGCUGAUGGGGCCCCUGGUUCCAGGCCCACCUGUGAGCUCCGCACCACCCUGUAACUCAGAGGCCCUGCUGGGCACGCGGAAAUGGUUUCAUGCCUGAACAUCUUUGUAGGAAAAGAUGCUGCCUGCAGCCACUGGAGGCUCUACCCCACCAGGGUUGCUUUUCAGGGGUGGAGGUUGGGUGGGCAUUGGUGACCACAGCUUUUCCUCAGUCCUGGGAGCCCCCUGCAGGGCCCCACCCUCCCUUUUCUUUCCCUCACAAAUUAUUAACAUAAAACCAUUAGGAUCACAAGGAUUUUGUUACCGCCACUGCAGCCCAGCCACAUGCUAUGUGUAGGACGCUUGUAUCAGCUUAGACCAUUUAAGGACCAGCACACGCCACAUCUAGUUCUAAUAAACCAGAUGUUUUCUGA
Messenger RNA from Phacochoerus africanus (Common warthog), 3535 nucleotides. RefSeq names its product monoglyceride lipase (gene MGLL). The transcript has 8 exons. Lineage: Eukaryota; Metazoa; Chordata; Mammalia; Artiodactyla; Suidae. Gene Ontology annotation, molecular function: lipase activity. The coding region runs from base 206 to 1117 and encodes 303 amino acids. Gene Ontology annotation, cellular component: membrane. The record is from RefSeq and is a predicted model, not a curated record.